GCUCUCCCAUUGGCUGGUGAUGCUUACUUGUCAGUUGUGUGAGCUCAAUUUUACAUUACUUUGUCUGAUUUUAUAGCAUACAAACGGUGAAUACAAUUGGAAACUUGCUUGCUUCAGUCCACUGAAAAAAGGAAAUCAUUUAGAAUGAAAGCUGUGAUACAACGUGUAACAAAGGCAAGCGUAUCAGUUGAUGGAAAAAUUAUCAGUAGCAUUGAAAAUGGCUUAUGCAUCUUGAUUGGGAUAAAACGAGAUGAUACUUUGGCAGACAUGGAAUAUAUUGUACGAAAAAUCUUGAAUAUGAAAGUCUUUGAGGGGCAAAAUGGUAGAAAAUGGUGUGCCAAUGUUAUGGAAAAAGAAUACGAAGUACUGUGCGUCAGCCAAUUCACUUUAUAUCACGUCAUGAAAGGAAACAAAUUAGAUUUUCAUAAAGCAAUGCCAGCGCAAGAUUCGGAACCGUUUUAUAUGAAUUUUCUUGCGGAGCUUGGUAAAAAAUACAAACCAGAAUUGAUCAAAGAUGGUAAAUUUGGUGCUAUGAUGCAAGUUCAUAUACAAAAUGAUGGACCUGUAACGCUAGAGAUUGAAUCUCCAAUUAAAACAGCUAAUGAUGUAACAGAUGUAUGAAUAUUUUUAAUAGUGCAAAUAUGUAUACUGCAAUAAACUAUUUAACAGCAAA
This is a messenger RNA of Cephus cinctus (wheat stem sawfly), 673 nucleotides long. It is a transcript of the gene Dtd, whose product is annotated as D-aminoacyl-tRNA deacylase 1. Lineage: Eukaryota; Metazoa; Arthropoda; Insecta; Hymenoptera; Cephidae. The record is from RefSeq and is a predicted model, not a curated record. The coding region runs from base 145 to 621 and encodes 158 amino acids. Gene Ontology annotation, molecular function: D-tyrosyl-tRNA(Tyr) deacylase activity. The transcript has 4 exons. Gene Ontology annotation, biological process: tRNA metabolic process. Gene Ontology annotation, cellular component: cytoplasm.